AUGUCGAAGCGCAGUAUAGAGGCCGACGAGGCGAGCGGGGCACUGAAAGCUGGUGACCGGCCCAUGGAGGACGCCCCGCCAAACGAGAUAGGAGAUUUUGAAGACGAGUUUGAAGACGAGUUUGAGAGCGAAGAUGAGAUCCUCGAGGCUGGUGUUGACGGCCGGCCAGAUGCAGAGCGCGAAGCUGAAGAGCAAAGGGAUGCAAUGGAGGUGGACAAACAGACAUUCAUCCCCGGAAGGACAAAACUAGGCCCCGGGGAGACUCUGUCGCCCGAUCCGUCCACAUACGAUAUGCUUCAUACACUAAGCACGCCAUGGCCGUGUCUUUCAUUCGAUAUCGUGAAGGAUAGCCUGGGCGAUAACAGAAAAUUGUACCCAGCAACCGUAUAUGCAGUGUCCGGUACACAGGCAGAGUCGAGGAGGGCAAAAGACAAUGAGCUUAUGGUGCUCAAAUUGAGCGGGCUGAACAGGAUGGAACGUGAGCCCAACGAAGACGAGGACGAUGAGUCAGAUUCAGACGACGAUUCUCCUUCGGAGCCCAUCCUCGAGUCAAAGUCGAUACCCCUAAACUCUACAACGAACCGGAUCCGGUCACACCAAACACCACAUGCAUCAGGGGACCCCACGAAACCUCCCCAGACACUUGCCGCGUGCAUGCUGGAAAAUUCACAGAUUGUGAUCCAUGAUGUAUCGCAACAUCUGGCCAGCUUUGAUAACCCCGGCUUAAUACUUCCGCCAUCGGCGGCCAAACCUCUCUCUACACUACGAAUGCAUAAAUCUGAGGGUUACGCACUUGACUGGUCUCCUCUUUACCCUCUAGGGAAACUACUCACGGGCGACAAUGAUGGCCUCAUAUACGUAACCACUCGAUCCGAGGGUGGCGGAUGGGUUACCGACUCGCGACCAUUUGUUGGCCAUACAUCAUCCGUCGAAGAAAUUCAGUGGUCCCCCAACGAGAAGAACGUAUUUGCGUCCGCCAGCAGCGAUGGGAGCGUUAAAAUAUGGGAUGUUCGGUCCAAAUCACGAAAACCAGCAGUGGAUGUUAAGAUCUCCAACACAGACAUCAACGUCAUGAGUUGGUCAAAGCAGACUUUCCACCUCCUUGCCACAGGUGCUGAUGAUGGUCAAUGGGGUGUUUGGGACUUGAGGCAGUGGAAACCCGAAUCUUCAAAUGGCGGCUCCUCCCAGUUCAAGCCCGAGGCAGUAGCCUCGUUUGAUUUCCAUACGGAGCCCAUCACGAGCAUCGAAUGGCACCCAACUGACGACAGUGUUGUUGCUGUUAGCUCGGCGGAUAACACACUUACACUUUGGGAUCUUGCCGUAGAGAUCGAUGACGAGGAAACCCGAGAAGAAGCUGGCUUGGCAGAUGUCCCAUCACAGCUGUUGUUUGUCCAUUAUAUGGAGAUGGUAAAGGAGUUGCAUUGGCAGGAACAGAUGCCAGGUACGAUCAUGGCUACUGGAGGUAAUGGCUUCGGUGUUUUCAAAACCAUCAGUGUUUAA
Messenger RNA from Arthroderma uncinatum, 1500 nucleotides. Its product is annotated as ribosome assembly protein RRB1. Lineage: Eukaryota; Fungi; Ascomycota; Eurotiomycetes; Onygenales; Arthrodermataceae. The record is from RefSeq and is a predicted model, not a curated record. The coding region runs from base 1 to 1500 and encodes 499 amino acids. The transcript is spliced from 3 exons. Gene Ontology annotation, molecular function: protein binding.